GAGAGAAGCAGGAAGUAGCGGCGGCCGCGGGGAGGGCGGCGGCGGCGGCGGCGGUGGCGGCCGCUGCAGCGGGGGAGAGGCCGCCGGGGCCGGCCCGCGCCGGGGACGGAGCAAGGCUGGGACCUGCCAUCAUGGGGGACAUGAAGACCCCGGACUUUGACGACCUUCUCGCCGCCUUUGACAUCCCUGACAUCGACGCCAAUGAAGCCAUUCACUCUGGGCCAGAAGAGAACGAAGGGCCUGGAGGCUCAGGGAAGCCAGAACCCAGUGCGCAGGGCAGCGCCGCAGAAGCAGUGGCCUCAGCUGCGGGGGAUGGUCUUGGGGUCGCCGGCCAGGCCCCCGAGCACGGCCCGCCGCCGCCGCCGCCUGACAUCUCUGCCGUCAGCGUCAUCGUCAAGAACACUGUGUGCCCCGAGCAGGCGGAGGCCCUGCCAGCGAGCUCGGGGGCGCGGGGGGCGCGGGCCGGGGGCCUGGCGAAGGAAGGGCCCUUCGGACCGCGGCUGAUGCAGAACGGCUUUGGGGGCCCCGAGCCCUCCCUCCCAGGCCCGCCCCACUCCCCAGCCCCUCCCAGCGGGGGCACCUGGAAGGAGAAAGCCUCGGAAGGCAAAGCCCCCCUGGACCUCUUCGCUCACUUUGGCUCCGACCCCGGGGAGCACCCCGACCCCCUGCCGCCUGCCGCGCCGUCCCCCCCUCGGGAAGGGGCCAUGAGCCCCCCUCCUUUCCCCGCUCCCUUUGAGCUGGCCCGGGAGGACGCCGCCGCCCUCCUGCCCCCCGGGGCCUUGAAGCAAGAACCCUGCAGCCCCCUGCCCCUGCAGGGAGCCAGCCCCGAGGCCGCCAGCCUUCCUGCGGGCACCCUGCCGCCGCGCCUGCCGGGGGUCCCCUGCAUCAAGCAUUCCCCGGGGCACCAGAGCCCCCCUGCCUCCCCCACAGGCCCCAGCUGUCAGCCCCUGAAGGAAGAAGCCGAAGAGGGGCCUGUGGACAAGUCCCCGGCGGGCAGCCCCCACAGCCCCUCGAGCGGCGCCGAGGCCGCCGACGAGGAGAGCAACGACUCCCCGGCCUCGUCCGGCUCCUCGCGGCCCCUCAAGGUGCGGAUCAAGACCAUCAAGACGUCCUGCGGGAACAUCACCAGGACGGUGACCCGCGUGCCCUCGGACCCCGGCCCCCCCGCCCCCGCGCCCCCGGCGCCGGAGCCCCCGAAGGUGGUGAGCGUGCAGCUGGGGGACGGCACGCGGCUGAAGGGCACGGUGCUGCCGGUGGCCACCAUCCAGAACGCCAGCACGGCCAUGCUCAUGGCGGCCAGCGUGGCCCGCAAGGCCGUGGUCCUGCCCGGGGCCGCCGCCACCAGCCCCAAAGCGGUGGCCAAGAACGUGCUGGGGCUCGUGCCCCAGGCCCUGCCCAAGGCCGAGGUGCGGGCCGGGCUGGGCCCGGGCGGCCAGAAGCUGAACGGGGCCUCGGUGGUGAUGGUGCAGCCGUCCAAGGCCUCCCCCGGGCCCGGCGCCAGCGGGGGCACGGUCAUCUCCCGGACGCAGUCCAGCCUGGUGGAGGCCUUCAACAAGAUCCUCAACACCAAGAACCUGCUGCCCGCCUACCGGCCCAACCUGAGCCCCCCAGCCGACGCGGGGCUGGCCCUGCCGCCCUCGGGCUACCGCUGCCUGGAGUGCGGGGACGCCUUCUCCCUGGAGAAGAGCCUGGCCCGCCACUACGACCGCCGCAGCAUGCGCAUCGAGGUCACCUGCAACCACUGCGCCCGCCGCCUGGUCUUCUUCAACAAGUGCAGCCUGCUGCUGCACGCGCGGGAGCACAAGGACAAGGGGCUCGUCAUGCAGUGCUCGCACCUGGUCAUGCGGCCCGUGGCUCUCGACCAGAUGGUGGGCCAGCCCGACAUCACGCCCCUGCUGGCCGUCCCCCCCGCGCUGGGCACCCCGGCCCUGCCGGCCUUGGGCAAGGGGGAGGGCGCCGUCACCUCCUCGUCCGCCGUCGCCGCGGUGGCGCAGGAGGGCCCCGUGCUGCCGCUGUCCGCCGAGCCUGCCGCCGCCCCGGCCGCCGCCGCGUCCUCCUGCUUCCGCUGCCUGGAGUGCCAGGAGCAGUGUCGGGACAAGGCCGGCAUGGCCGCCCACUUCCAGCAGCUCGGAGCCCCCGGCCCGGGGGCCGCCAGCACCGUGUGCCCCACCUGCCCCAUGAUGCUCCCCAACCGCUGCAGCUUCAGCGCCCACCAACGCAUGCAUAAGAACCGGCCGCCCCACGUCUGCCCCGAGUGCGGGGGCAACUUCCUGCAAGCCAACUUCCAGACGCACCUCCGGGAGGCCUGCCUGCACUUCUCGCGCCGCGUGGGCUACAGGUGCCCCAGCUGCGCCGUGGUGUUCGGCGGGGUGAACUCCAUCAAGUCCCACAUCCAGACGUCGCACUGCGAGGUGUUCCACAAGUGCCCCAUCUGCCCCAUGGCCUUCAAGUCCGCCCCCAGCGCCCACGCCCACCUCUACACCCAGCACCCCAGCUUCCACGCGCAGCAGGCCAAGAUGAUCUUCAAGUGUGCCAUGUGUGACACCGUCUUCACGCACAAGCCACUCCUGUCCUCACACUUCGACCAGCACCUGCUGCCCCAGCGCGUCAGCGUCUUCAAAUGCCCGUCCUGCCCGCUGCUCUUCGCCCAGAAGAGGACCAUGUUGGACCACCUCAAAAACACCCAUCAGUCGGGGUGCCCGGGGGAGGACACUGCCGGGAAAGGGGCGAGGGGCUCCCUGCUGACCCCCAAGACUGAGCCCGAGGAGCUGGCCGAGUCUCGGGCGGGGGCUGCAGCCCCUACCGAGGACUCCUCGUCGUCGUCGGAAGAGGAAGAAGCCCCCAGCUCCCCCGAGCCCCCUCGGCCUAGCAAGCGGCCCCGGCCCCCCCGGAGGGAGCUGGGGAACAAAGGGGUCAAGGGGGGCGGCGGGGGGCCCGGAGGCUGGACCUGUGGCCUUUGUCACUCCUGGUUCCCUGAGCGUGACGAGUACGUGGCCCACAUGAAGAAGGAGCACGGCAAGUCCGUGAAGAAGUUCCCGUGUCGCCUGUGCGAGCGCUCCUUCUGCUCGGCCCCCAGCCUGCGGCGCCACGUCAGGGUCAACCACGAGGGCAUCAAGCGCGUGUACCCCUGCAGGUACUGCACCGAGGGGAAGCGGACCUUCAGCAGCCGCCUGAUCCUGGAGAAGCACGUCCAGGUCCGGCACGGGCUGCCGCUCGGGGCCCAGUCCCCUGGCCGGGGGGCGGCGCUGGCCCAGGGCCCCGCCGCCAGAGCCCAGGGCCAGGCCCGGAAGCGGCGCCAGUCCUCGGACUCGUGCAGCGAGGAGCCCGACAGCACCACCCCGCCGGCCAAGUCCCCCCGGGGCGCCCCGGGGGCCGCGGAGCCGAGCCCGGUGCUGGGCCUGCGGGUGGAGGGCGGCGCGCAGCAGUGCCUCGACUGCGGGCUGUGCUUCGCCUCCCCGGGCUCCCUGAGCCGCCACCGCUUCAUCAGCCACAAGAAGCGCCGGGGCGCGGGCGGCGCGGCCCUGCGGGGCCUGGCGGACGCCGAGGAGGAGGGCGCUGCUCCCGCGCGGUCCGACCCCGAGGGCGGGGACUCGCCCCUGGCCGCCCCGGGGGGCCCGCUGACCUGCAAGGUCUGCGGCAAGAGCUGCGACAGCCCCCUCAACCUGAAGACCCACUUCCGCACGCACGGCAUGGCCUUCAUCAGGGCCCGGCAGGGGGGCGCCGGGGACAGCUAGGCCGGACCCGGGCCUCGGACCCGGGCCCCGCCGCAGGCCUCUGCCGCCCCCGCCCCCACGCCGGGCCCCAUGCCUCCCACCGAGCCCAACACUAAUGACCCUCCUGCGCCGCCCGGCUUCCCGACCCCGCCGACCGACCCCAGGCUGGGACGGGCCCGGACAGGGCGUUCGCGAGCCCGCUGACGGCCAGGGGGGGCCCGGCCAGGGACGGGCCCCCCAUCCCUGCAGCACGGCCCCCCAGCCCCCAGCACUCAAGCCCCUCGCCCCUGCAGUGCCUUUUACUUGUGUUUAUUUUUCUCCCCCAGAGACCCCAGGGGGCGGGGUGGUGGCGGUGAGGCCC
Molecule: messenger RNA, 4074 nt
Organism: Sorex fumeus (smoky shrew)
Lineage: Eukaryota; Metazoa; Chordata; Mammalia; Eulipotyphla; Soricidae
Gene: ZNF687
Product: zinc finger protein 687
Source: RefSeq, a predicted model, not a curated record